ACUUAAGCGUCUAGGCCCAGACCGGAAGUAGCUUCAUUCCGGGUCGGCAUUUUGUAGAUUGCAUUUCCGUUGGCGGCGGCGGGAAUUCUGCUGCUGGCUGGCGUCUAGGCCUCUGUGGAGGCGAAUCCGGCGGGAAUCGGAGCCAUCGGAGCCGCCACCAUGACUGUGGGCAAGAGCAGCAAGAUGUUGCAGCACAUUGACUACAGGAUGAGAUGCAUCCUGCAAGAUGGCCGGAUCUUCAUUGGGACCUUCAAAGCUUUUGACAAGCAUAUGAAUUUGAUCCUCUGUGACUGUGAUGAGUUCAGGAAGAUCAAGCCAAAGAACUCCAAACAAGCAGAAAGGGAAGAGAAGCGAGUCCUUGGUUUGGUGUUACUUCGAGGGGAGAACCUGGUCUCUAUGACAGUAGAAGGACCGCCUCCCAAAGACACUGGCAUUGCUCGAGUGCCACUUGCUGGAGCUGCUGGAGGGCCAGGAAUCGGUAGGGCUGCUGGCAGAGGAAUCCCAGCUGGUGUUCCCAUGCCCCAGGCUCCUGCAGGACUUGCUGGGCCAGUGCGUGGGGUUGGUGGGCCAUCCCAGCAGGUGAUGACACCACAAGGAAGAGGCACUGUUGCAGCUGCUGCAGCUGCAGCCACAGCCAGUAUUGCAGGAGCCCCAACUCAGUACCCACCUGGUCGUGGAGGUCCUCCCCCACCUAUGGGCCGAGGAGCACCUCCUCCAGGCAUGAUGGGCCCACCUCCUGGCAUGAGGCCUCCCAUGGGCCCCCCAAUGGGGAUCCCCCCUGGCCGAGGAACUCCAAUGGGCAUGCCCCCUCCUGGGAUGCGGCCCCCUCCACCAGGGAUGCGAGGCCUGCUUUGAUCGUUGGCCACAGUUAUGGAAGUAGCUCCACAGAUGCGUGGACCCGAUUCCCCAGGGCCACGCUCCCACAGACCUGUUUGUUUGUUAUGCUGUUGUUCGAGGAGUCUCACCGGAUUGUCUGGUUUCCCUUUCAGGGCCCCCUCCCCCAGGAAUGCACCCUCCAAGGCCCUAGACUCAUCUUGGCCCUCCUCAGCUCCUUGCCUGUUCCCCGAAAGGCUGUACAUAGUCCUUCUAUUUUUCUGUGGCCUACGAAACUGGUUUAUAAUAAACUCUUAAGAGAAUAUUAUAAAUGCA
Messenger RNA from Nannospalax galili (Upper Galilee mountains blind mole rat), 1149 nucleotides. It is a transcript of the gene Snrpb, whose product is annotated as small nuclear ribonucleoprotein polypeptides B and B1. Bases 160 to 855 code for a protein of 231 amino acids. Gene Ontology annotation, molecular function: RNA binding. NCBI's taxonomy places the organism in Eukaryota, Metazoa, Chordata, Mammalia, Rodentia, Spalacidae. Gene Ontology annotation, cellular component: U2-type prespliceosome; U5 snRNP; U4/U6 x U5 tri-snRNP complex. The record is from RefSeq and is a predicted model, not a curated record. Gene Ontology annotation, biological process: mRNA splicing, via spliceosome. The transcript is spliced from 7 exons.